Paraphaeosphaeria sporulosa is the source of this 2394-nucleotide messenger RNA. RefSeq lists its product as uncharacterized. Bases 400 to 2205 code for a protein of 601 amino acids. NCBI's taxonomy places the organism in Eukaryota, Fungi, Ascomycota, Dothideomycetes, Pleosporales, Didymosphaeriaceae. Gene Ontology annotation, biological process: iron ion transport; copper ion import; intracellular iron ion homeostasis. The transcript has 2 exons. Gene Ontology annotation, molecular function: ferric-chelate reductase activity. The record is from RefSeq and is a predicted model, not a curated record. Gene Ontology annotation, cellular component: plasma membrane.
GCUCUUUGACAGCCCCCAACGGGUCUAAAGGUCGCCCAUUGACCUGCCAAUUUGUACAGAGGCGCAAUGCACGACUGACCUUUCGCAGUGGUCGGCCAAUCAUCGUCUGGUUCCGACCCCAGCCACGAGGAAGACGUUUCGGCGCCCGAGCACCGAGACUGCUGUUGUCAGCUUCACGAGGGCCUGAACCGCCGCCCGCGCUCAAUCCGCCUUCGUUCUUUGCACACCUGUCAUCCCCAGUUCCACAUGCCCUUCGCCAGGAGGACGUCCAGCCACUCAUUGAGUCUUGAGAUCCGAUAGUCACGACUGUUGCCGCAUCUGCAUGGCCCGUAGCCCCGGAUAGAGAGAAAAAACAAGCUUCGUCCGAUAGAUUGCGCGCAGAGCGCGAGCCCCGCAGCCAUGGUCUUCGGCUACAAGAUAUGGUUCCCGAGCGAUGACGAGAAGCACGCAAUGAGAGCACUGCUUGACUGGUAUCCUCUUGUCGCGCAAUGGUCCGUUCUGGUUGUGUUCGCUGCCUUUCAGCUUGGCUUUUUACUCUCAUGGAUCGCAAGCAAAGGAUUGGAAUAUGAGCGGCCGCGAUCGCCAUCGUUCAACAAGAGACUGGAAGGUCAAUGGACGUGGUUGCGAAAAUCAACACAGGCUGGGAAUCGCAUCGCAUGGUGGGCGAAGAAAGAUGUCAUCAGCGGAUGGGGAACCAGAGCCGAGUGGACUGGUGGUGGACUCUGGACAGUCUGGCUGUUGUAUUUGUCAAUCGCUCCAACUGGGAACAAUUACAUCCACCUAACCAAGAGUUUUGGCGCGAUCGGCGCAUCCCAAUUGCCUCUACACUACCUCCUUGCGAUGCGCACACCCUACUCACCAUUACAACUCCUCACGCGCCUCUCUCACGAACAACUGAAGUCGUCUCAUCAGGUUCUUGGCCGCAUCGUGUUCUUCCUGUUCUCCUUGCACGCUGCGUGCUAUCUCAACCUAUUCAUUCAAAUGAAUGUGCUCGCCAAGCGCAUUCAAAUGCCCGAUGUAAUCUUCGGUCUCAUUAGCAUCACUCUUUUUACCGCCAUCAGCACCACUGCACUCUCCCAGAUACGGCGCUGGAACUACCGCGUUUUCUACAUCAGUCACGUUGGUAUCGCAAACAUACUGGUCGUGCCACUGUACCUGCACGUACACCACAUCCGACCUUAUGUGUGGGAGGUCGUCAUCGUCAACGCUCUCCAUCUUCUCUCCCGCUUUAUUGCACACAAGACUUACACUGGCACUAUUUCCGUCCUUCCAGGCACAAACCUCAUCCAGAUCCGUAUCCCGCUUACCUCACUCUCGUCAACACUCUCAUGGCGCCCAGGCCAGCACGUGUACCUCUCUUUGCCCACCGGGAAGCACUACUCAACAUCUCUGUCCGACCAGUUCACCCUGCGCAACAAGACCAACCCCUUCAGCAUCGCAUCCAUCCCGGUCAAGGACAAGGAGCUCCUACUCGUAGCCAAGACGCUCGGAGGCAACACGAAGAAAAUGUCCGAACUCGCAAAGGCUCUCGCCACAGAAGGCGGCGACGCACCCAGCAUCCCCCUCGCGCUCGAAGGACCUUACGGCGCGUCGGCGCAUCUGCCGGAUUUCGCAUCCUACGAUAAGAUACUGCUCGUCGCCGGCGGCGUAGGCGCGACGUUCAUCCUCCCCAUCUACAGAAGUAUCAUCGAGUUCCGCGACCCCGAACAUGCUGGCCAGCCGCAGGUGCGCUUUAUAUGGGCGGUGCAGAGACUAGCGGAGACGCAGUGGGCGUUUCGUUCAACGUCUGGUGUCUCUGCUGCAACACCCGCUCACGAAGAUGGUGACGCGGACGCAGAAGCCGGAGACGACGAUGUCGCACAUAGUCUCGCGCCCUCAACUCCCAUCGGCAUCGAAGUCUUCGUCACGCGCGGCGCUGCGUCCGCAAUCCCGCUCGGCGACAACGGCGAGGAGAUCGAGCUCGCAGAGGACGACCAGCUGCUUUCCAUGGAGGAGGAGAUGAAGAAACCGCGCCCGGGCAUGGUGCUCAAGACCGGACGACCAAAGAUCCCCAUGAUCGUGGACGAGGUGUUUAGUCGGGGGACGAGGGUGGCGGUGGUGACGUGUGGGCCAAAGCGGCUGACGGGCAAGCUGCGGGAGAGCGUGGAGCAGUGGGUUAGGCAGGGGGUGGAGGUGUACUGGCAUGAGGAGACGUUUGGGUGGUAGAUCGGGUGCUGGUUGGGGGAGAAUGCGAGUAGGGCGUGUAUAGACAUGUAUCUCACCAAGCUGGUGCCCUUUUUAUGUUCCGACCUGCGCGCGUCUACGCGGUGGCUUGUUCAGUUGAGUUGGGCUGGGUUGCUUUGUCGGCGUGCGUGAGUCUGCACCUGCACGAUCCACCUCGUCAACGUGUUGCAU